AUGCUCCGCGCGGCGCUCUUCCGCUCAGCCCCCGGGCUCCGCCGGUCGCCGGCGAUGGCCGCCGGCGCGGCCCCCUUCUCCACCGCCGCCUCCGCCUCCGCCUCCGCCGCAGCGUGGCUCUCCAACGGCCCCGCCUCCACCCCGCCUAGGGUGCGCCUCCUCAUCGGCGGGGAGUUCGUCGAGUCGCGCGCCGACGAGCACGUCGACGUCACCAACCCCGCCACGCAGGAGGUGGUGUCGCGGAUCCCGCUUACUACGGCCGAUGAGUUCAGGGCUGCUGUCGAUGCCGCCAGGACCGCCUUCGCAGGGUGGCAGAACACGCCCGUCACAACGCGGCAGCGCGUCAUGUUCAAGUUCCAGGAGCUCAUCCGGGCUAACAUGGACAAGCUUGCAGAGAACAUCACUACGGAGCAGGGGAAGACGCUGAAAGAUGCUUGGGGUGACGUGUUCCGCGGUCUAGAGGUGGUGGAGCAUGCUUGUGGAAUGGGAACAUUGCAAAUGGGCGAAUAUGUAUCAAAUGUUUCUAAUGGGAUUGACACCUUCAGCAUUCGGGAGCCACUUGGUGUUUGCGCUGGGAUAUGCCCAUUUAACUUUCCUGCUAUGAUUCCCCUAUGGAUGUUUCCCAUAGCGGUGACAUGUGGCAAUACUUUUGUCCUUAAACCAUCGGAAAAGGACCCAGGGGCUGCUAUGAUGCUUGCGGAGCUAGCAAUGGAAGCUGGUUUGCCAAGGGGUGUUUUGAACAUUGUUCAUGGUACUAAUGAUGUUGUCAACAAUAUUUGUGACGAUGAGGAUAUUAAGGCUGUAUCUUUUGUUGGUUCCAAUACAGCUGGUAUGCAUAUAUAUUCUAGGGCGUCUGCAGCUGGAAAGCGUGUUCAGUGCAAUAUGGGAGCAAAGAAUCAUGCAAUUAUCCUUCCUGAUGCUGAUAGAGAUGCUACAUUGAAUGCCCUUAUUGCUGCUGGGUUUGGUGCAGCAGGGCAAAGGUGCAUGGCAUUGAGCACUGCUGUUUUUGUUGGUGGUUCAGAAUCAUGGGAGGAUGAAUUAAUCAAACGUGCAAGUGGCCUUGUUGUUAAUUCAGGAAUGGUUAAUGAUGCAGACCUUGGUCCAGUGAUCAGCAGACAGGCUAAGGAUCGUAUCUGUAAGUUAGUCCAAAGUGGUGUUGACAGCGGUGCUCGUAUAUUGCUUGAUGGAAGAAAGAUUGUGGUUCCUCACUAUGAAGAUGGAAAUUUUGUUGGUCCAACCAUUCUGGCUGAUGUUAAAAGUGACAUGAAUUGUUACAAGGAGGAAAUAUUUGGUCCAGUGCUUCUCUUAAUGAAGGCAGACAGCCUAGAUGAUGCCAUCCAAAUUAUAAACAGAAACAAGUAUGGCAAUGGGGCUUCCAUAUUUACAACAUCUGGUGUCUCUGCCAGGAAAUUUCAAACAGACAUUGAAGCUGGCCAGGUGGGCAUCAACGUGCCGAUUCCAGUUCCCCUGCCAUUCUUCUCCUUCACGGGCAGCAAAGCUUCAUUUGCAGGAGAUUUGAAUUUCUACGGCAAGGCUGGCGUGCAGUUCUUCACCCAGAUCAAGACGAUCACGCAGCAGUGGAAGGAGUCACCAGCGCAGCGGGUCUCCCUCUCCAUGCCCACCUCGCAGAAGUGA
Messenger RNA from Miscanthus lutarioriparius, 1635 nucleotides. The record is from the annotation of a GenBank genome assembly. NCBI's taxonomy places the organism in Eukaryota, Viridiplantae, Streptophyta, Magnoliopsida, Poales, Poaceae.